Molecule: messenger RNA, 1522 nt
Organism: Haliotis rufescens (red abalone)
Lineage: Eukaryota; Metazoa; Mollusca; Gastropoda; Lepetellida; Haliotidae
Product: opine dehydrogenase
Exons: 2
Coding region: 249-1466 (405 amino acids)
Molecular function (GO): oxidoreductase activity
Source: RefSeq, a predicted model, not a curated record
AUCGUGUUCACGGUCAGGGUACACUCAUUGCCAGCCCACGUUUUCAUUGAAACAGACACGUGUGCUCAUCCCCCGCUCAACGGUAUUCCUCCGCCGAGUGCUUGUGUUUCCCAUAAGAGGUCAAUGCGCCUGGAAGGUGUCGUCUGCUGCUCGUUGCUUCCGGUUUGCCGUGUUACCGACUAUCUUCGUUAGGACCAGGUUCAGUUUUGGACAAUUGGAGGUAGUGUCUACCCAUCUGACUUCCCAAAAUGACGAAGAAGAUUACCGUCCUCGUUUGCGGGGGAGGCAAUGGCGCCCACGUGACAGCUGGUCUCGCUGCAUCACGUGAUGACAUUGAAACGAGGGUGCUCACGACGUUUUCUGACGAGGCAGAAAGAUGGACGAACAUCAUGAAGGAGAACGAUCUCAGGAUUACCGUCGAUGAAGGUGACAUAAAAAGCGGAGAAUCGGUAGAUUUUAAGGUUAAACUCAAUUGCAUCACCAAAGACCCGUCGAAGGCAGUUCCGGGUGCCGAUGUCAUAAUUUUCACUGUUCCAGCGUUUGCCCAUCAGAGCUACCUCGAAGCCAUUGAGCCCUACAUUCAACCUAACACCACCAUUGUUGGAAUGCCCGGUCAGCCUGGGUUUGAGUUCCAGGUGUUUGAUGUGCUUAAGGACAAGGCCAAGCAGUGUGUCGUCAUGUCGUUUGAGUCUUUGCCUUGGGCAUGUAGGAUCGCUGAAUUUGGCAAAUUUGUUCAGAUCCUGAUGGUAAAGGUAAAUCUUAUGGGAUGUAUAAUUCGCGGUCAGAGCAAGCCUUCGUAUGAUCCAAUGGAAGCUGUUCAGAGAGUGAUGGGAAAAGCACCUAUUCUUACCCAGGCGAAUAAUUACAUUGAACCAAUACUCGCCACUAAGUCUAUCAUCCAUCCUCCGAUAAUGUACGGUAAAUGGAAAGACUGGGAUGGUAAACCCAUUGAAAAGAAGCCCCUAUUCUACCAAGGUCUUGACGAAGAGCAAGCUCGUUAUCUUGGCGGUAUAAGUGACGAGUUGGUGGCGACGGCCAAAGCUAUUGCAGCACAGAAACCGGAAGUGGAUCUUUCCGGUGUCCUUCACCUUUACGACUGGUACCUUCGCGAUCACAAACCAUACAUCAAAGAUACAACCAGUCUCCUAACUGUCUUGCAGACAGACACGGCAUAUGACGGCCUUGUCCAUCCGAUGAAGGAAACAGAAGAUGGCAAAUUUGUUCCCGAUUUUCGCUACCGGUACUUGACAGAGGAUGUCCCGAACGGCCUGGUGGUGACCAAAGGGCUAGCCCAGAUCGCGGGCGUCCCCACACCCUCCCAUGAUGAGGUGAUAGCCUGGUGUCAGAAGCAGCUGGGCAAGGAGAUCAUUGUUGGUGACGAGCUGAAGGGGAAAGAUAUAGGUAGUACAAGAUGUCCUCAGCGUUAUGGCAUCAACACUAUGGAUGCUCUUGUUAAUAUCAUGUGAACAAUGACGCUGUCUUUGACGUCAGGAAAACGUAAUUGGCAUAACAAGUAGGUCGU